This is a messenger RNA of Columba livia (rock pigeon), 2410 nucleotides long. It is a transcript of the gene EIF5, whose product is annotated as eukaryotic translation initiation factor 5. The record is from RefSeq and is a predicted model, not a curated record. The transcript is spliced from 12 exons. Gene Ontology annotation, molecular function: translation initiation factor activity; eukaryotic initiation factor eIF2 binding; GDP-dissociation inhibitor activity. The coding region runs from base 810 to 2102 and encodes 430 amino acids. Gene Ontology annotation, cellular component: cytosol. Gene Ontology annotation, biological process: translational initiation; formation of cytoplasmic translation initiation complex; formation of translation preinitiation complex. NCBI's taxonomy places the organism in Eukaryota, Metazoa, Chordata, Aves, Columbiformes, Columbidae.
GAGCGGCAAAGCACAGAGGUGGGGUGAGAAGGUGGGAAGUCUCUCAGCACACCCAGCGGGAAGGAAUGGCAGGCCAGGGGAUGCGCGAAACCCCCAGACCCGGCCGCACUGACUCAGCUCCGCACCCCCCAGCCCAUCCCGCCCGCUCUCGCGAGGCUCGGUCGAUGUAGACGCGAUGUCCUCUGGGGCACAAGCGGGGGGAGGGCAGAGAGGGAGGGAAGCGAAGCCAAGGGUGUCUUGAUUGAUAGCGGUCGCCGCCAGUGGGUGGGGGGAACGGCGAAGUUUCAGCCAAUAGAUCUGUCCCAAGGCGAGAGGAGAACCAAUGGUGGAGCUGGGGGGGCGGGGCACGCCGCUGGCUGAUUGAUCCCAGCUUUGGCGUUGUUCAGUCAGAGCGAGAACAUUCUAGAGAUUGUCCGGCGCUGCUGUCCCUGCUGAUACCGCCUGCCCCAGGACGCCGGGACCCGGAGGCUGCGGCGUCCGCCUCCGCCUCCCUCUCCGCCCGGAUAUAAGCGCCCCCACGGCCCUGUUCUCCUCGCACACUCGGCUUCGUCGCAGCCCGGGGCGAGCAGCGUUGGGUUUAUGUCUUUAUUGGACGAAAACGAGCUGUUGCGCAGCCACUGGUACCUGUAUUGGGGAAACAUAGCAUACAAGCAAGAACCUUACAGCCUCAGUGGCGAAAAUUUUUUCAUGUCAGAGACCGAGAACUCUUGCAGUCGUUUAUGUCAUCCCGUCUUCUCCAGACAGAAGAUACCAAAAAACUGCAAUCAAAGAUCUCUUCAUCUUAUUGAUAAAGCUACUAAUAAGGCAAAAUGUCUGUCAACGUCAACCGCAGUGUUUCAGAUCAGUUCUAUCGCUACAAAAUGCCCCGUCUGAUUGCCAAGGUGGAGGGCAAAGGAAAUGGAAUAAAGACGGUUAUAGUCAACAUGGUUGACGUUGCAAAGGCGCUUAAUCGGCCUCCAACGUAUCCUACCAAAUUUUUUGGUUGUGAGCUGGGAGCACAGACCCAGUUUGAUGUUAAGAAUGACCGUUACAUUGUCAAUGGAUCUCAUGAGGCGAAUAAGCUGCAAGACAUGUUGGAUGGAUUCAUUAAAAAAUUUGUUCUCUGUCCUGAGUGUGAGAAUCCUGAAACUGAUCUGCAUGUCAAUCCUAAGAAACAAACUAUAGGUAACUCUUGCAAAGCCUGUGGCUAUCGAGGCAUGCUUGACACAAACCAUAAACUCUGCACGUUCAUUCUCAAAAACCCACCUGAAACCAGUGACACUGGUACAGGAAAGAAGGAAAAGGAGAAGAAGAACAGAAAAGGCAAGGACAAAGAGAAUGGUUCUGUGUCCAGCAAUGAGACACUUCCACCUCCACCACCAGAGGAGAUUUCUCCUCCACAGGUUGUGGAGGAGGAGGAUGAUGAUGACUGGGGUGAAGACACAACAGAAGAAGCCCAGAGACGUAGAAUGGAUGAAAUCAGUGACCAUGCAAAGAACCUCACACUUAGUGAAGACCUGGAAAGAACAGUGGAGGAGAGAGUCAACAUACUGUUUGAUUUUGUGAAGAAAAAGAAGGAAGAAGGUGUCAUUGAUACUUCUGACAAAGACAUUGUAGCAGAAGCAGAGAGACUGGAUGUGAAGGCCAUGGGCCCACUAGUUCUCACUGAAGUCCUUUUCGAUGAAAAGAUUCGUGAACAGAUAAGGAAAUACAGGCGUCACUUCCUUCGUUUCUGCCACAACAACAAAAAAGCUCAGAGGUACCUUCUCCAUGGCUUUGAGUGUGUGGUAGCCAUGCAUCAGUCUCAGCUUAUUUCUAAAAUACCACAUAUUUUGAAGGAAAUGUAUGAUGCAGAUCUUCUAGAAGAAGAAGUCAUCCUUGGCUGGGCAGAAAAGGCCUCAAAGAAAUACGUUUCGAAGGAGCUUGCCAAAGAAAUCCGUGUCAAAGCAGAACCAUUUAUUAAAUGGCUCAAGGAAGCUGAAGAAGAAUCUUCCGGUAAUGAAGAAGAAGAUGAAGAUGAAAACAUAGAGGUGGUGUAUUCUACAACUGCCAGUGUACCUAAAGUUGAAACUGUGAAGCCUGCAAACAAUAAAGAUGAUGAUAUCGAUAUUGAUGCCAUUUAAAGUGAUGCAACGUAGCUUCCAGCAUAAUAAUGCAAACUUCUCUGCAUUUUCUGCCAGAAGUGUGACUUGUAUGUGCACAAGCUGAAAUGGCUUAACAUCCUGCUACUCUUUGUACUCUUAACAUGUAUCUUUUUACUGUGACUGAUCUUGUGUAACUAAGCCUAUUACCAAGGAGUCAGCACAUCAGUGAACUGAUCUAGUUUGCAACUGGCAUGUUCUGUUUCGUUUUUCUAACUUGUGUUGGACACAUACUUGGAGCACAUUUAUACAGUUGUGGAAAUAAAGGAUUUGGUUUUGGUCAACCUUCA